GUUGGUUUCCUGCAAGUGUCUCAAAUCUAAAUUAUUACUGAAUUAUAAUUGUUCGGGUUCUGGCUUCUCUCACACGGGUUGAGCGGAAGUGAUUCAGCGGAGAGGUUUCACUCGCCGUUUUCUCUAUCUCCUAGAUCAAUAAGAGGUUACUUGAGACCGGUACAAGGCUACAACCGACCAGCCGUCCCGGAAAUUGCGAAAUCCGACUGCCAAGGAUGGAUUAGAAAUCCGCCUAGGAGUGAAGUUCUCGGAGAUAACAAUAUCACCGGCUUCACCGGCAGCUGUUUCCUCCUUAAACAUGGCCACUCAUACAUCGAUCUAUGACGCUACCGGCCGCGCUUGCAUGUAGAUCACUUAUAGUGAGACGUUUAUUCUAAUGAAAGUUAUAGCUCGGGGGAUCCAAGAUUAUCAAUCACCAUGUAUAAACGGAUGGCGGAACUUGGCUCCUCCCGAAUAAUGAAUGCAUCUUAGCUGUGAAUAUGUUAGUAAUGUCUGCCGACAUCACUUUGGGAACGCACCUGGGUUACUAUUUAAACCAUGAAGAUUAACACACUUGCUGGAGCUUUUCUCGCCAUUGUCACGCACGGCAUAUCCGAAGCACAUCUACGUUCGUGAUCCUACUUUGCUACCCUGACAGCCCGAAGCACCAUGGACUACGAAAACCUCCCGGAAGACUACUUCCUGACGGCUGGCGCAUUCACCAAGAAGCUCUAUCGGGACCAGUAUCCCGCCAUUGAUCCUACCUUGCCAUCCCUGUCACAGCAGGGAAGAGUGGUUGUGAUCACCGGCGCGAGUUCAGGCCUAGGUGCUCAUGGGUUCCCAAUCUCGUUUGCCAAAGCCGGAGCAAAGGCCAUCUGGCUCGUCGCCAGAGAUAAGCAGGGCCUGGAGGCGACCAGACAGCGUGUUGUAGCAGUAGAUCCCUCCAUAAAGGUUCGGGCGGUAUCUCUCGACGUCUCCGACGAAGCCGGCGUUGCCCGGCUUUUCGACCAGAUCGAGUCGGAAGACGGAAAGGCCGAUGUCUUGAUCAACAAUGCGGGUCUUUCACGGGGUGGUCCGAUUACCUCUACCGCAAUAGACGGUAUCUGGAAGGAUUUCGAGGUCAUGGUUAAAGGAACCUUCAUAACAAGCCAAUACUUCACCAAACUACUAGGGCCGACGUCAAGGGGCUAUAUUAUCAACGUCUCAAGCAUGGCAGCCGUGCUUGCGAUGCCAGGAAGUGAUAGUUACGCCUUGUCAAAGAUGGUUCAAUCCGCAAUGCAGCGCUACAUUGCACUUCUGAAUCCGAAUAUCGUAGCGACGAGUCUUCAUCCGGGGGCGGUCGCGACUAAUAUCGUCCCGGAAGUCUUUUCGAGAUUUGCAAAGGACACGCACGACCUUGCUGCCGGCACUGCUUUAUGGCUUGCGAGUGAAGAUGCGCAAUUCAUGAAUGGGCGGUAUAUGUCUGCGAAUUGGUCCGUGGAGGAAAUGGUGGAGCGUCGGGAGGAGAUUGUGGAACAUGACUUGCUCAAGUUUGACUUGAAGAUUGCACCUUACGCUGCCUAGAUGGGGUUUGAUAGAGUUUCUCUAUGGUUUCUAAGAUUGACGGUGCUUGGGUUUGUUUAUGGGUGCCCAUUUCAGAGUUUGAUAUAGAGCAUGGACAAGAUAUAGUACUAUGGCUCAUGCCAAGCACAUAUCAUAAAAUAUGCUACUACGAGAACAUAGAAGUAGCUGAAAUGGUUUACUUUUGC
This is a messenger RNA of Aspergillus pseudonomiae, 1727 nucleotides long. Its product is annotated as SDR family NAD(P)-dependent oxidoreductase. Gene Ontology annotation, cellular component: cytosol. Bases 649 to 1542 code for a protein of 297 amino acids. The record is from RefSeq and is a predicted model, not a curated record. Gene Ontology annotation, molecular function: oxidoreductase activity. The transcript is spliced from 3 exons. Lineage: Eukaryota; Fungi; Ascomycota; Eurotiomycetes; Eurotiales; Aspergillaceae.